UAGAUCCAUGGAAUCACUACAGAACGUUCAAUGUGAAAAUCAUCGGGUGGCGUACAAAAUAUAAGUAAAAAACGCCCCUUUGAAUAUGACGUGCGUAGGCAAGCAUAAGUACUUGAAGAGAUUUAAACAGGCAACUCAAGACUUAUGGAGAUCGUACAGUGUCAACGAAUUGACUUGUCAAAAUUAUAAGAUUCUUAUAGUAGGGUCAGACGUGUCCAUAUAUACAGUGAUAAAGGCAAUGAUUAAAUACAAUAAAUCGUUUGUCAUAGUUUUUGAGAAGGAUUUAAAACAAUUUGUUGGAUAUUUCGGAUAUCAGCAAAUUGUACCAUAUUUGACGCAUAUAUAUUUGUUUUUCUCGAAAAUGUUGUAUAGAGACCGAUUAAUGUCAAGUGUUUCUUUAUUUUCAAAAACAUCUCAUCCUGUUAUUAUUUCAAAAAAUUGGUUAUUAGAAAACAAUAAUACGGACACAGAAGAUAAUUGUAGUAAUAGUCAAAAUCCGACAAUCGAAGCCGCAUUAUGUGAAAUCACAAACUUUCUCUACCCUUUACCUGACUGGUUUUCCGUAUCACUUUUAAGCGACAUUUUUAAAAAUCCAUCACUCUUUUCACGUUUCUAUACUUUUCUUGAACAAAGUCGUGAAAAACAUAAUAUUUUAAAAUCUGACGAAAUACGUUGUGAUAAACAUCAUCACAGUCAUAGUGUACAUCUAUGGCCGUCUCCUUUCAUUUAUACAUUGAAUACCUGGCGUUACAUUGCAGGGGUUGAUGCAGCCGCACCUUUUCUGACUAUUUCACCGGAAGAACCAUUACAAAACGCAGUAUCUCUUUUACUUGAAACAGUAGAAUCUCAUAUUGCAGUAUGGGACAAGAAUCGAUCUUGUCCGUUUCAGAUGUUAUCUUGUUCUUACUUUCUCUAUCACCUGGUUCAACACUUACGCGGUUCCCAUCCAGCACUGGAUUUAUAUGUACGCGAAGAGCUUAACAUUGGUAUCAAGGGUGCUGAUGUCGUUGUUGUCCAUCCUAUAACACCGUUUCAACAAGUUUUAAGGAUAUUCUGGGAAAAACAGUGGAAAACGUUGCCUGUUGUAGAUGAUUCUGAUUUGUCUUUUCUUGGCUUUAUAUCAUCCAAUCACAUGAUUUCCAUUUGCGGUCAAAUAUUUGAUGCACACAUAAAGAAAGGAUACACUAGUGAUGCACAAUAUGAACAAGUACAAAUUCCAGACGAUUCUAGUGAUGAGUCGAGUGCUUUUUUUGUAAAAUCAAAAAAAAUAUUUAAUUCAUUUCUACCGGAGAAUUCGUCAAACAAAACAGUGAUACCAACUGUUUUAAACCUUAACGAGCCUCUAAACCAUAUAAUGCAAACGUAUUUCAAUUAUUCAUUUUACCACUCUUUAUAUCCGUUUUAUUCCUAUGAAAAAAAAAAUAUAUGUGAUUCAUUUACGGAGUCGAUUACAGAAACGCUUGAAAACAAACCUAAUAUUACGUUUAGUUUCUUGUCAGAUCGCGUUCUUUCAGAUACAUUUGAUGAAAAAAAUGUGACGCAAUCGGAGGAAAAAAACAAUGAUAAUUGUCAUAAUUCAAUCAUGAAUAGUAUUAAUAAAGAAAUAAUUAGCGAAACAUCUUCGUUAAAACCUCAAUCAAAUAAUAAAAUGUCAGAUAUAAAUUCACUAAGUGGUCUGCCAACUCCUGUGACCUCAACAUCUCAUGUCGAAACACCUAGAGAGACUCACGAUCUAAACGCAUUCCUAUAUAAAAAGUCGUCUAAGGUUGUACUACCAAGCGCUGUUUCCGACUCUGAUAUCACUUUAAGAAAUGCUAUUUCUCAUGUGUUAAUGAGUCAAGAAGAACGUGUUUUAUUGGUCCAUCCAGAAACUAGGAGAAUCCAGCAUCUUAUUUCCCCUAGAAACAUUCUUUUGCUUCUAGACCCAAAAGAAUGAAAUUAAUUUUACUAAAAGUUAAUUAAAUUUAAAAUAUUUGUACAAAAUGUAUUUUAUCCAUGCUGAUAUUUAACUUUUUAAUAAAAUUUUUUUGUUAUUUAAUCGAAACAAAAAACAAAAAUUGUUCCAUUUCAAUAAAGGUUUUC
Molecule: messenger RNA, 2082 nt
Organism: Hylaeus volcanicus
Lineage: Eukaryota; Metazoa; Arthropoda; Insecta; Hymenoptera; Colletidae
Exons: 13
Coding region: 86-1936 (616 amino acids)
Source: RefSeq, a predicted model, not a curated record